This is a messenger RNA of Pezoporus occidentalis (night parrot), 1828 nucleotides long. It is a transcript of the gene SLC38A7, whose product is annotated as solute carrier family 38 member 7. Bases 314 to 1702 code for a protein of 462 amino acids. NCBI's taxonomy places the organism in Eukaryota, Metazoa, Chordata, Aves, Psittaciformes, Psittacidae. Gene Ontology annotation, biological process: amino acid transmembrane transport. The transcript is spliced from 10 exons. Gene Ontology annotation, molecular function: L-asparagine transmembrane transporter activity; L-glutamine transmembrane transporter activity. The record is from RefSeq and is a predicted model, not a curated record.
GCUGUAUCUCUGCUGGCGUGAGGACACCUGCGUGCUGUGACACUGAGCUGAGACCCAGGGAACUCACUUCCACUGUGCACCUGAUGCUCAGGUUGUCCCUUGCUAACGUACUUUAACACUUACCAUGUCCUUUGCCUCUAGAAGCAGUGAAGUACCUCACACAGCUGCUGUACCCAACCUGCCCAUUCACUGCCUUCCCCACCUGAUGGAGCUGGCACUGGCACAGGACCCUCCUCAAGGCAGACAGUUGAGCCUGGUGCAGGAGCGCUAGUGGGACGUGGACGUUGGUGUGUGUGCCACCCUGGGAGGGACAAUGGCUCAGGGCACCAGGAGCAUCAACAGUGACUACAACGAUUGGGAGUGGAGCGCUGAUGCUGGGGAACGGGCCAGGCUCCUGCAGAGCCCCAGCGUGGAGACGGUGCCAAAGAGUGGAGAGAGCCAAGGGAAUGGUCUGGGGCCCACGUCAGCUUUGGGAGCUGUCUUCAUUGUGGUCAAUGCUGCCCUUGGGGCUGGGCUGCUCAACUUCCCUGCUGCCUUCAGCAUGGCCGGUGGUGUGGCAGCAGGCAUCGCGCUGCAGAUGUGCAUGCUUAUCUUCAUCAUUGGAGGCUUGGUCAUCCUGGCGUACUGCUCGCAGGCCAGCAACGAGCACACCUACCAGGAGGUGGUGUGGGCUGUCUGCGGGAAGGUGCCUGGUGUGCUGUGUGAAGUGGCCAUCGCUGUCUACACCUUCGGCACCUGCAUUGCUUUCCUCAUCAUCAUUGGAGACCAGGAGGACAAGAUCGUUGCUGCUCUAGUGACAGAGCCCAAGGAAGCUGGGAGCAGCCACUGGUACACGGACCGCAAGUUCACCAUCAGCAUCACGGCCUUCCUCCUCAUUCUGCCCCUCUCCAUCCCCAAGGAGAUCGGUUUCCAAAAAUAUGCCAGCUCUCUAAGCGUGAUUGGCACCUGGUAUGUCACGGCAGUCAUUAUCAUCAAGUACCUCUGGCCCGACAAGGAGCUGGUGCCUGUGGAGAUUCCCACCAGUCCCUCCACUUGGACUGCUGUCUUCAAUGCUGUGCCCACCAUCUGCUUUGGGUUCCAGUGCCACGUGAGCAGCGUGCCUGUCUUUAACAGCAUGAAGCAGCCAGAGGUAAAGACCUGGGGGGCAGUGGUGACAGUGGCCAUGGUGAUCGCCCUCUUUGUCUACACGGGCACUGGUGUCUGUGGCUUCCUGACCUUUGGAGCUGGUGUGGAGCAGGAUGUCUUGAUGUCCUACCCCUCCAACGACAUCCCUGUUGCCCUUGCCCGGGCCUUCAUCAUCCUCUGUGUGCUGACUUCCUACCCCAUCCUGCAUUUCUGCGGCCGGGCUGUCUUGGAGGGUCUCUGGCUCCGCUACACCGGGGUGACGGUGGAGGAGGAUGUGGUUCGGGAGCGGAGGAGGCGCCUGCUUCAGACCAUCAGCUGGUUCCUCCUGACACUCCUCCUGGCUCUCUUCAUCCCUGACAUUGGAAAAGUCAUCUCUGUCACUGGAGGCUUGGCUGCCUGCUUCAUUUUUGUCUUCCCAGGGCUCUGCCUGAUUCAAGCCAAGCUCUCUGAGAUCCAAGAAACCAGAGCAAUCAGCUGGUGGGCCCAGGUCAGCUAUGGGGUGUUCAUGGUCACCUUCGGAGCCUUCAUCUUUGGACAGAUUACUGCCAAUACCAUCUUCAUGGAUCUCACAGCCUGACAACUCCUCCACGUUCAACCACACUGCUGCUGUUGAGGGGAUGCAUAUUUCCCCUAGGACCAAAGGGAAAUUAGAAGAAAACAGGUUAUCAUGUUGGGAAUAUCCAAGAGGAACAUUGUAAUCUGG